CGCUGGCGUCGCCGGCCGCGCCAGCCGCGUGGGCAGCCGGCGUGUACUCCUCCACUCGCUCCACUCCUCUAUGACGCGCGGUCAGGUGACCAGUGACGACACCGCGUGGCACACGUCUUGCAGGAAUUCGAAAACCGCGUUUUGAAUUACAGUUCGUACCACGACGGCGAGAAGAGCUUCUUUUUUUGACUUCCUUCCGUGCAUCGGUUCCAAGUGAAACUACCGUGUGUUGUGCAUUUUAAGAAAACGGCUGCAUAAAACAAGCGUUUAUUGUUGCAGCUUUUACUUCGUGUUUGGUGUUUUUAUAACUUGUUCGACCAUUCAAAUUCGAUUUUCUAGCUUACGUUGACGGCGGGAAUUUACUCACCCUUACAGAGACAAGAGACAGACCACGCGGUGCGGCAGUGAUGCCGUCAUGCAGCGGCCUGUGAUUCCUCCGAGUCCCGCCAGGAGCAGCACCAGGUAGCCAGCCCCGACACCCGGAGAUGACGCUGGCUGCAGACGAGGACGCCUCUGAGGGGCGCCCCGACGCCCGGGCGACGCAGUUCCAGCCGUCCAUCAAGUGGCCGGACCUGGGCGUCCAACUGUUCAUCCACCUGGGCUGCCUGUACGGGCUCUACCUGUGCUUCUUCGCCAGGCUCUACACCGUGCUGUGGGCGUUCGCGCUGAUCUACUCGUCGGGGUUCGGCAUCACUGCCGGCGCGCACCGCCUGUGGUCCCACCGCGCCUACAAGGCCACGUGGCCGCUGCGACUGCUGCUGGUGUUCCUGUUCACCAUCGCCGGUCAGAGGCACGUGCACGCCUGGGCGCUGGACCACCGGGUGCACCACAAGUACAGCGAGACGGACGCGGACCCGCACAACGCGAAGCGCGGGUUCCUGUUCUCGCACGUGGGCUGGCUGGUGCUCACGCCGCACCCGGACGUGGUGCGCAAGCGCAGCAGCAUCGACAUGAGCGACCUGGAGGCCGACCCCAUCGUCAUGUGGCAGAAGAGGCUGUACGUGCCGCUGUUCGCGCUGCUGGUGAUCGCGAUGCCGGUCCUGGUGCCGUGGUACUUCUGGGGCGAGUCCCUGUGGGCCUCCUUCUUCAUCGCGUUCAACUUCCGCUUCUGCGUCACGCUCAACAUCGCAUUCUUCGUGAACAGCGUGGCCCACAUGUGGGGCAACCGCCCUUACGACAAGGACAUCAGCCCGGUGGAGAACCUGGCCGUGUCGGUGGCAGCCCUGGGCGAGGGCUGGCACAACUACCACCACGUGUUCCCUUGGGACUACAAGACGGCCGAGCUGGGCGGCUACGCCUUCAACCUGACGACGGGGUUCAUCGACGCGUUCGCGCGCCUCGGCUGGGCCUACGAGCUGAAGUCGGUGUCGGCGGAGAUGGUGCGGCGGCGGGUGGAGCGGUCGGGGGACGGGACCCACGAGCUGUGGGGCUGGGGCGACCCCGACAUGCCCCCCGAGGACAUUCGUGAGCUGGAGGGGUGCAGGCGGCGGGACGACUAGCCCCGCCCCUCCGCGCUUCUCUCGGCGUCGCAUUGGUCUGCCGCUCCCUGAGACCAGGGUGGGGACAUUACCUUUCUGAGUGGUCGGACUCAGGACCUGCCAGCCAGAUGUUUGACCCGCGGCCGAACUGUUGAUGUGGGGAUGGAAGGCGCUCAUUCGGCGCAGUGUUGUCAGACCGGGCCUCUACAAAGUCUAGGAGCCAGUGAUAAAAUAAAUAAAAUAAACUGUAUACAUUCAUGAACAAUUAAGCUUUUAGAUAUUAUUUUAACAUCAAACAGUACAAUACUAGCAAUUAAUGUUAACUUAUUACAGUUUAAUGAGUGAGCUCUUUUUGUGUAAUUGCUUAUUCUUACUAAGUGAAAUUUUACAUCUUGCAUGUGUCUUGUCAAUAGUUUUUGAAGGAUCGAGUCCUUCAUUGGAUAGGUCAUUUAUAUUGAUAACCAUUUUUCGACGUGACAACGUCUAAUAAAUCGAAUAACGCCGGCUGCACACACAAAAAAGUGUCCUGUUGCGCACAUUGUACUGUUACGUUCAUUGUAUGCUUAUUUCUUUUAUUAAUUAAUUUUUUUGGUUAUUUUUCAAUUUUUCCAUUUUCCCAUUUUUUCCAAAAUAAAGAGCAAUAAACAAAAAGAAACAUAAAAGAGAAUUUAAAAAAUAUUUAGAAAUUUUGUUAUCAAGUUGAACCGCCUAACCAACGUGCUAGGGAAUAUACUAUUUUAUGGAGCCAAUUGAACAUUCCAAUUAAACAAUCACUUUCAUUCAAAAAGUUAUAGAUAAAAUAAUAUGUUUGUUAAAGUAAUAAAUAUAUUUGAAUUAAUGAGUGCAAAUAAAAGUAAAUUUAUCAAUUAAAUUGUUGAUUUCAUUUCACUCAUUCUUUGUAUCCAUACAAAAUAGUGAUAAUUCAAUAAAAAUUAUUAAAUUUAAUUCAUAAAAAUAUGCAAUCAUUUCAUCAAUGUUUUGUUAUGAUGUUGUCACGUUAAACUAUCGUCCGUAAACCGAAAUUACAGACAACCAAUUUUUUUAUUCUAACUACACUCCAUUAUAGACGACCUAAACUUGUUUUUAGUGACGUUUAUCUUACUGAACCCUUGUUCGUUGCCUCGCGGUGGGAGUGACUCCCGAUCCGUACCAAGUACUUUAUUUAUCUGUAAGCUCGUUUUGUGCUCGCACCAAAAAUAAAAUAAAACAGACAUUAGUUUGUUUCACCCAGUCAUUUCUGUACAAGAUUUUGUAACAACAAAAUUUUUCAAAAAAUAAUGUUUGGUUAUAUGUUUGUCACCAGCGAGGAAUAUUUAAGCGUCAUGGCACCUGGCGCCUGGAAUUUGUAGAGUCCUCGCUUCCCGACACGGCGACCUGGGGUCUGAGUUUCCCGCGGGACCGAACCAGGAUCUCCACGUUGGCUUGUUGGGUGUCGUUCUCCACUGCCUGUGUGCUUUGUCACUGCUUCCUUUAGGGGCGCGUUCCUUGUGGCCCUUGAUAGAACCUUUGAAUAUAUAUACUGUAUAGAAGUCGCCAGCCCAGGUUAAAAUUUCUAAUACGGUUUUGAGGUAGUUGGUUAAUUCACCGCCGCAAUCGCCACCAUCUCUAGGGCAUCGACUUGUGGUGGUCCCUAGCGGACAAGUGUCGAACUCUUCAACACCACUUCCCCACCCUCCCUCAAACAUGCGUUUUCCUCCACCCACCCUCCACCCCACCUCUCAUUCCUACAGUUUCGUGACGCACAAACUCCCGUUGAAUGACCUUGAGCUGCAGUGAAUGUUUGGUGGGGGUGCGGGGGAAUGACAGCGGGCGACAGAGCUGCGCUCUAACGUGCAAAUAACAACCUAAGACGAUACAGGGCGUUACGGCAGCGCACUGCAGCGGUGAAGUUCCCAAGCUGCUCAUCAUACGCUCCCGAAAAACGUAGAGUAAAUCCUAUCCACUCGCGACUUCCAUACAGUAUAUAUAUAUUCAAAGAUAGAACGGAGGACUGCGAGGGUCCCCAGUCCCACCUGCACGUUCAGUACUCCCCAGCCUUCCCGUCUGGACAGCAACCGGCUGCUCUGCGGGGAGCGUCACUUCACUUGCUUCGUCAGCUUCGGCAGUGGAGCACACCUUGCGAACUGAACCAGAACUGAGCUGAUUCCAGCCUCGCGGUGGGGGACGUUGGGAUGCUUCCAGUUUUGUCAGUGCUAAUGUCCAUUCCGGUGCAGUCGAGUUUUCUGUUACUUACGAACAACUGAAGUGUUUUUUUUUUUCAAGCUUAUCUUGAGCAAAAGUGCAAGAAUGUAUAAUUAUUUUUGUAGUAGUAUGAACUUUGAAUGCAAAUGAAUCAUAGAGCUGUGAGUGUUGUUUUUCACUGUUAUGUAAUCAAAGCUAAUUUAGUGUUGCAAUUUGGAAAAUUCAGUAUAAAAAAAAACUGCAGAACUGUCAGUAUGGUACUUGACAUUUCUGUUGUAAAAUAUGCACAGAAAAUAAACUGUAAUAAGUCUGUAUUUACACAGAUUUAGCUAAGUCAUUCUAAUACAGUGUUAUCAUAAUAUACUACAGUGUAUAAUGGACCAAAGUAACAAAUAUAAAACUUAUAAAUUUUUUGACUGAUAACCUGAAAUUGUGAGUUCCUUCUAAUGCUUUUUUACAUUGUUUUCACAUUUUUUGUAAUAAAAAAUACAUUUUUGAUCUACAAAUGCUCUAAAAUAACUUCACUAUCAAUGUUAAUUAGGCAAAUUUCUGCAUUUUUUCUGUUAAAAAAAUAAAUUUAAAAUAUCUGCCAAACAUUUGAAGCUAUCUUUUCUUUACAGAAUUUAGGUGGUAGAUUUAUAAUUCUACCAGCAGACUAUGUCAGAUGCUAUGAACUAAAACAAAACUUAGUGUUUAUGGGCCUAAAGCUACAUAGUACUUGGUGAUGAUUUAAGUUGAAAUUUAGGAAAUACAGUGAUAUUCCACUACAAAGUAUUGCUCACAUUAAGUAUUUAUUUUAAAUCUCUUCAAGACAUUUUACUUUUAAUAACAGUAAAUUUUGAAGGAUUUUUAUCAUUAAGUAGGUACUAAAAUUGACUGUCUUAUCAAGGUCUGUUGUAAUGUGAAUUCACUGAAAUUGUUUGAAUACAAUCAUUUUAUUGUAAUUUGAAUCGAACAUGCUGAAGUUUUUUUAAUGUUAUAAUUGGUUACUGGCAAAAGUAAGAGAAUGGUUAAAAUAUCUAGUCCAUAUUAUUUUUAUUACAUAAUAUUUAAAAAUUCUUUUUUCAAAGUUCAGGUGUGUUGGAUCAAUGGUUGCAAGUGGUACUCCAUUGUAGGGAAUAACUUGACACCCUCUCAAACUAAAUUUAACUUUUUAAUACUAGACUUUAUAUUUAUCAUUUCUGUUUCCUUAUGUUCUUUUCACACUAAGCUAUUAAAUUAAACUAAAAAAGGUCAUGAAAAUGCCCUGUGCUCUCUGGAAGUAGAAAUAUACAGGCUGAGUCUGAGAAAAUUAAAAAAUUAAAAACUUUUGCAACUGAAUCCUUCUUUGUACGGUUACUCCUGACGACAAGUCUUCGUGCGGCUGCCCUGAUUGGUUUAUUUUACCAACUAGCCAUGGGUCAGGAAAUUGUAUUGAGAGUAUGUAUGGUUAGUUGGCGAAGGAUAUUAUUAUUUAUUUAUUUACAUAUUUAUGUAGCCUAAUUCCUAAUUCAAGAAGAAGGUUAUGGGAAUUUCUGGCUCCUAAGGGUAAAUGGAACUUAUGCCCUUUGAGAAGAUGACCUUCAUGCCUUCACAUGUGUUGGAGGCCCUACACCUGCUCUGCUAUUGAGUAGAAAAAAUUUUAAAUUGUGAUCGAGAACCCUGAACAAAGCAUUUUGCAUGUCAUUUGCCCAUUUAAUAUGGCAUGGUGUUUUAUUGAAUGGUAAUCCCGUGACCUGACCUACGUUGAAAACUGGGCAGCCUUCAUGCAGUAAUGAAACUGACGUUAAUAAAAAAAAAAACUUACGUAUAGAUUACAUUUUCUUUAAAUGUUUUAUGAUGCCUGGCCCUAAAACAAUUAAUACACCAACUUGUAGAGUCCACUGCUAACUGCCUUUCCUAAAUUCCAAAGGUUGAUGUCUCACUUUAAAUGGCUGAAUCUUUAGUGACAUAGUUUAGAGACCAGCAAAAUAAUAAUUAUGUUUUUAAACACGCUCGGGAGAAGUGUAAUGCAGUUUACUCGCUGUAGCUUGAACAGCUAUGAACAAGGUCACGCUGACCAGUCACUAGACAGCAAUCUUACUUCAUCGGCUAAUUAAGAGGUGUGCCUAGUAAAUGGUGUAUCUGUGUCACGCUCGCUGCUGCUUCUAGCGCGGUGUCUCGUGUAUAGGGCAACUGUGAGAUUGAAUAGUAAACACGACAUUAAAUGGCGAGGAAAUGAAGGUAAAUGUGCGAUGCAAGUCCCUGGAGUACUUUCCAGAAUCUGUAACAGGUUUUUUUAAUUCCUAAAGAUUAUUCUGACAACACAUGUUUUUAGUCAUUUUUUUACUCUUGUAAAAAUACAUUUUCAAAAACAAAACCUGAAAAUGGAACUACUCAUCCGUCCUCAGCGUAUUAUUGACUGCUGGAUGUCUUGAAAAGUUUUCAAAUCUCGUGGUUCUAUUCUGAAGCUCUGCAGAGGAAUGAACUAAACGUCUUCAAAACGCAACGCGAGGUAGCUGUCCGUAGCGUGCGCUCGCUGCUAGCCGUGAUCAGUUUGCAGGAGCCGCUACGGAGGUCGACGUCUCGGUGUUCCGGUGGUCACCACCUCGCGGGGUGUGCCUCGGUGCUUGUUCACCAACUCCCCCGGGGCAUGGACGCCUGUUCAGCAUCCGCCACAAAGCACCGACAAGCACUCAGAACAACUACUUUACCACGUGCUUGCCGCCUCCCUCCCUGUCGACCGGCUGGUGAUCAACUCCGGUGUCACGCUCGAGUCUGGCCUGUCGCGCCUGGCUGCCGUGCAGUACCCACAGGGCCUGUCGCGCCUGGCUGCCGUGCAGUACCCACAGGGCCUGUCGCGCCUGGCUGCCGUGCAGUACCCACAGGGCCUGUCGCGCCUGGCUGCCGUGCAGUACCCACAGGGCCGGAUUUACUGCCCGUGGGCCCCUAGGCUGAGUCUGUGGUGCGGGCCCUCUCUAAGAGGAAGGGGGGGGGGGGGGUAUAUUGAGUAUCCCCUUCCAUUGAAACAGUGGGUGCCUCUUGCCUGGGUCUGGGUGGGUAAUUUAUUUUAACUGACCUACAAAACUCAUAGUUUUGAUCAAUUUUCUAUUUUGAAAAAAUUAGUUUAUUAUUAAACUAGACAGUUUAACAAAACAGUAUUUAGAGGUUAAGGAAUUAAGUGACACCAAAAACCAAUGAAAAUAAUCGAAAAUUUCUAAAUGCUGACACAACUCAUAUAUCAGCUUUCCACAGAAGAGUUUAGUUCAGCGCAAUUAAUCCACACAAAACAACUGGACACUAUGUCGACGUGUAUUUUAAGAAUAUAAGAAGAUCCACAUCGCAGUAUUUUUUUUUUUUUUUUUCGUGUCAUGUGGUGCGGGCCCCCAUUUGUGGUGCGGGCCCAUAGGCUACAGCCUAGAUAGCCUGCGCGUAAAUACGGCCCUGGGUACCCAGCUUUCACGCAGUCCAGAACGCCUGAAGCACACGACACACUCCGUUGCCAACCCUCUGGGUUUACAAUGCACGUUACCAAAACAUUACUAGAGAUGAUCUCAAAAGAUUUCAUUUCCAGCUGAAAUCUAUAAUUAGAGGUGAUCUUGGUAGCCACCAAACACAUUGAGAUUAGAUUCAACUGUCCUAAAUUUUCUUGCCUGAGUUAGGCCAGAAUCUAAUCAUCACAUCCUAUUGGAGUUUAACAAAUUAAAAAAAGAGCAUUUCAUGUUUGUUUUUUUAUGUCUAACAAUAUUCGUAACUUUCUUAUUUCAAUAAAUUGUUUUUAAUGGAAUUUCCACAUUUUUUUUUUCAUUUUCUAAAAUUAAUUUUACUGUCUACAUACUAUAGAUAGAUAUUUCUUUAAAACUUUUAUCUUGUAUGUGUGAUUCCAAUUAUUUAAAUGGUUUUAUAAGUUGUUCAGAUAAAUCACUUUGAUGAAUACUGAGCGUGUUGAAAAGUACACACGAGUCAGCUUUGUAAAAAAAAUAAAAUUUAAUUUGGAAGCUUAUAUUGUAGAGAAUAAAUUUUUGUAAGCCACAAAAUUUUUGAGUUAUGAGUAUGCUUUUUCAUGUUUUCAUUGCAUUGGUAAUGGUCAGCAUGUGCUCAAUUAAGCACUAAACACCCUGUGGAACAGCACGUCUCAGAUGUGAAGUUUAUCUUUGUGGAUGAUGAUGGGCUUGUGGGUGUCAACAGCACACAUUUCCUAUCGAAACAACCCGGGUUGUCGACCAUGUUCCUUCCCCUCCCCCCUACUCCUGCCCAGGUUUACAUCUUAACAGCAAUUUUCUCUUGUAUUUUGUUAUGCGAGGAUAUGAGACUAGAAAUCAUCAAACCAGUGUGCAAUCUAAAGUACAAUACUGUAUGUUAUUUUUUGUGUGUUAUUAAAUUGUGAUGGUUUUCACAAUUUUUCCCACUACAAUUUUACUCCUUUUGUCAUUAUUUUAAAUACACUUCUGUAGUAAAAGUGCAGAUUUUAAUGAUGCUUAUGAUGAUACAACUAGUUUUGUGAAUGUUUUGUUAAAUGGUCUGAGACAUGGAAUGUUUUCUUUUACAAAACAAGUGUGUGCAGAUGCACAGAUAUGAUCUUUCGCAGGGAGAACUUGGCCAGUGUGUAAUUUUUUUAACAGCGAUACAGAAUGUCUAAAGUAUCUGCUGUGAAGAUUUUCCGGUCAGAACGCAUACAGUUCGUGCAUUGAAAACAGUUUUCUUGCAGUGUUGUGUCAGGGAAGUGCUUGUUCUUGUGCGUGCAGUGUCUGGCACAAAGCCGUGCACAAGGCUUGUUUGCUCGUCGGAGCCGCACUUAUAAUCAUGUUAGUUUUUUAUUUUUAAAUUUGUGUUGAGUUGUAAGAGUUUAUGUGUUCUGGAAUAAAAAGUAUAUAUUUUUUUCCUAA
This is a messenger RNA of Bacillus rossius redtenbacheri, 8503 nucleotides long. RefSeq names its product acyl-CoA Delta-9 desaturase. The record is from RefSeq and is a predicted model, not a curated record. Gene Ontology annotation, biological process: unsaturated fatty acid biosynthetic process. Gene Ontology annotation, molecular function: iron ion binding; stearoyl-CoA 9-desaturase activity. Gene Ontology annotation, cellular component: endoplasmic reticulum membrane. The transcript is spliced from 7 exons. NCBI's taxonomy places the organism in Eukaryota, Metazoa, Arthropoda, Insecta, Phasmatodea, Bacillidae. Bases 486 to 1499 code for a protein of 337 amino acids.